AUGAAGAGGAGAGCUGGCCUGGGGGGCAGCAUGAGGUCAGUGGUGGGCUUCUUGUCCCAGCGGGGCUUGCAUGGGGACCCCCUGCUCACUCAGGACUUUCAGAGGAGACGCCUGCGGGGCUGCAGAAACCUCUACAAGAAGGACCUCCUCGGCCACUUCGGCUGUGUCAAUGCCAUUGAAUUCUCCAACAAUGGAGGCCAGUGGCUGGUCUCAGGAGGAGAUGACCGCCGGGUUCUACUAUGGCACAUGGAACAAGCCAUCCACUCCAGGGUCAAGCCCAUACAGCUGAAAGGAGAGCACCAUUCGAACAUUUUUUGCCUGGCUUUCAACAGUGGAAACACUAAAGUAUUCUCUGGAGGAAAUGAUGAGCAAGUUAUCCUCCAUGAUGUUGAAAGCAGUGAGACCUUGGAUGUGUUUGCUCAUGAAGAUGCAGUAUACGGCUUGUCAGUGAGCCCAGUGAAUGACAACAUUUUCGCUAGUUCCUCAGAUGAUGGACGGGUUCUCAUUUGGGACAUCCGGGAGUCUCCCCAUGGAGAGCCCUUCUGCCUGGCAAACUAUCCAUCUGCCUUUCACAGUGUCAUGUUUAACCCUGUGGAGCCCAGGUUAUUGGCCACAGCCAAUUCAAAGGAAGGAGUGGGACUAUGGGAUAUUCGAAAACCUCAGAGUUCUCUCCUGCGCUAUGGUGGCAAUCUGUCCCUUCAAAGUGCCAUGAGUGUACGAUUCAACAGCAACGGGACCCAGCUCCUGGCCCUGAGGCGUCGUCUGCCCCCUGUGCUCUAUGACAUCCACUCCCGCCUGCCUGUGUUCCAGUUUGACAAUCAAGGUUACUUCAACUCAUGCACCAUGAAAAGCUGCUGUUUUGCAGGAGACCGUGACCAGUAUAUCCUUUCAGGCUCAGAUGACUUCAACCUUUACAUGUGGAGAAUUCCUGCAGAUCCAGAAGCAGGUGGCAUUGGUAGGGUGGUCAAUGGAGCCUUCAUGGUGCUGAAGGGGCAUCGGUCUAUUGUUAACCAGGUCCGAUUUAAUCCACACACCUACAUGAUUUGUUCUUCUGGUGUAGAAAAGAUUAUCAAGAUCUGGAGUCCAUACAAGCAGCCAGGAUGUACUGGAGACCUCGAUGGUCGGAUAGAGGAUGACUCCCGCUGCCUCUAUACCCAUGAAGAGUAUAUCAGCCUUGUGCUAAACAGUGGAAGUGGCCUGUCUCAUGACUAUGCCAACCAGUCGGUCCAGGAAGACCCCCGGAUGAUGGCCUUCUUUGACUCCCUGGUCCGCCGAGAGAUUGAGGGCUGGAGCUCUGACUCGGACAGUGACCUCAGUGAGAGUACUAUCCUCCAGCUGCAUGCAGGAGUCAGCGAGCGCUCGGGCUACACUGACUCUGAGUCCUCAGCCUCACUGCCACGCUCUCCACCUCCCACAGUCGACGAGUCUGCUGACAAUGCCUUCCACCUGGGGCCCCUGCGGGUCACCACCACAAGUGCAGUGGCAUCAGCUCCACCUACACCCACAUGUGAGGAUACAGCGUCUCGGCAGCAGCGCCUGUCUGCUCUGCGGCGCUACCAGGACAAACGCCUUCUGGCCCUUUCCAACGAGUCUGAUUCUGAAGAGAAUGCUUGCGAGGUUGAGCUGGACACAGAUCUCUUUCCCCGGCCACGGUCGCCUAGCCCUGAAGAUGACUCCAGUAGUUCCAGCAGCUCCAGUAGCUCAGAGGACGAGGAGGAGCUGAAUGAACGCCGCACUUCCACUCGGCAGCGGAACGCUAUGCGGCGCCGCCAGAAGACACCCCGAGAAGAGAGGCCCAGCGCCCCAGUCAAGCCCACCAACACCUACAUCGGAGAAGACAACUAUGAUUACCCCCAGAUCAAAGUGGAUGACCUCUCCUCCUCCCCCACCUCCUCUCCUGAGCACAGCACUUCCACUCUGGAGAUUCAGCCAAGCCGAGCAUCGCCAACUUCUGACAUCGAAUCAGUUGAGCGAAAGAUUUAUAAAGCUUACAAGUGGCUCCGCUACUCCUAUAUCUCCUACUCAAAUAACAAAGAUGGAGAGACCUCCCUAGUGGCCAGGGAGGCAGAUGAAGGGAGAGCGGGAACCAGCCACAAAGAUAACCCAGCCCCUUCCUCUAGUAAGGAAGCUUGUCUAAAUACAGCCAUGGCCCAGAGGAACCAGGACCUGCCCCCUGAAGGCUGCAGCAAGGACACCUUUAAAGAAGGGACUUCUAGAAAUCCCAGCAAUGGCUCUGGCCGUGAGCAUAGCAACCAUCCUUGGGCAGAGGUGCCAGAGGGCACCUCUCAGGACACUAAUAAUGGUGGCUCUGUAGAACACACUUUUGAAAGCAAGAAGCUCAAUGGAAAGGCCCUGAGCAAGGCCCUGAACAGCCGGGCUGAGGAGCCACCCUCUCCUCCUGUACCCAAGGCAUCUGGCUCCACUUUCAGCAGCGGAUCUGGCAACUGUCCCCGGACCCAAUCUGAUGACAAUGAGGAGAGGAGCCUCGAAACCAUCUGUGCCAACCACAACAAUGGACGCUUACACCCACGCCCCCCUCACCCUCACAACAAUGGGCAGAACUUUGGGGAACUAGAGGCAGUGGCCUGCUCUUCCCCAGGACAUUCAGACGCUGACCAUGAUAACUCUCCCCUGACAGGGACACCCCUGCACAAAGAUUGUUGUGGGUCUGAAAUGGCCUGUGAGAGCCCCAGUGCUGGAAUGAGAGAGGACCCCACUGAGCCCCCAGCCACAGACAGCAGGGCUGUUCAUGGCCACAGUGGCCUCAAAAGGCACCGGGUUGAAUUGGAAGAUACAGAUUCAGAGAAUUCCUCCUCAGAGAAGAAAUUAAAAACAUGAUAAAAACGAAGGGAAACAAAAAGCUACGAAAAAGUAGCCUUAUGAAAAAAAUUCUGUUUAGUGAACACAGGAAAGGAAAAACAAGUAUUAAAGGCACAUAAAACCAGGGCCUGAAAUUUUGUGUCUGAUGCUGCUCCCUUCUAUUCAACAUCCAACAAUGGGUCUGAAUGUCUAGCUAGCCGAUGACUUGUAUGUGUUAAGAAAGGGGGGAAAAAAAUCCAAGUGACUCCUUUCUAGUGAGGCUUCAGCACAGUGCCCCUGUGCAAGGUUCUGUGAAAGGAAACCUUUGUUUGACUUGUGCUCGCGUGUGUGUACACUGGCAUGUGUAAACACCUUGUCUCAUAAGACCUCGUAGUUCUCCAACAGAAAUGGCCUAUGGAUCUGUAUUUUUGGCCAUCUCACCCUGUUUACUGCCAUAGGUGUUCUGGUCUUCAUGAUGAGUUCCUGUUCAGUCAGGUUGUGCUGCCAGUGAGUUGUAGAUGUCUAUGGGAGGAAUGGAGAGAGUGGAAUCAGGCCUUCAGCCCACUGGCUGUGCUAGCGAGGAAAGCAUGGUUCCUUUCUUAAAGAAAUCUUCCAUGUUUUCUAUGAGUACCUCUUCAUUAAGCAUUUAAUGUGGACACAAUAAAAGUGGAACAUUUUAAAUGCUAGUGAGAGGUCAGCACUUAAGAUUAGAUUAAGAGAACAUAGACCCCCGUUCAGUUUCACUGUUUGAGAUUUGAGCGGUGCUGCGACAUGUAUUGUGUGGAGGCCAUAAACUAUGACUAGGCACGGAUGGCACACUCUAACCAGUUAGGUGCUAGCUCCUAAGAGGCACGCAGAAGGCCAGCAGGUACUCGACUCCAUGUGAUGGGGUCUGGGCAUAUUGAAAGAAGCAGAAAAGACAGCUCUUAAGAGCCUUAUGUUCAGACUACUAAAGUGGAUGUUAUAGGUGUGUUGAUGAGGAAGUAUAGUGAAGAGCAGAAUGCGGUACUAUAUUUGUUUAAUUCAACCCAAAUCCGUUGGUCAGAAGUGGGACUGGCGUCUUCCCUCAGACUUGCAGUUGGCAGAGGCUGUCGUGUUCUAACUAGACCACCGAGCAGUAGGCAUCUCAAAGUAACCAAGUCUUAAAGAGUAGGUCCGUUAGGGGCCAGAGGGGUGGGAAGAAGGGCUUCUAGUUUAAGACUCCUGGCUCCCAGAAGAGACCCAGUUUCAUUGGGAUAGAUAAAAAUUGAGAGAGGAAAAGGCCAGAAAUUUGUAGUGUUGCAGUGUCCAUUGUAGUCACUCAGUUAUCAUUGAAGGUUGUACCAGACAGGAAGACAUAGGAUUGACCAGAUAUUUUGUUGGUGUAGAUGUCAUGAAAAGGCAGAAUACUGACAAGAAAUGAGUUAGGGAGAGAGAAAAACAGUGUAAUUUUCUGGAGCACAAAGGUGCUAGAUAUCUAGGAGCCCAGCUGGGAUUGGCACAGGGAUGGCCUCAUAUGUGGCUAGUGUGGCCUCACUGAUGCAGCUUUCCUUUUAGAAGAGGACCUGUCGUGCUGGAACUGGGACCAGGGGGAGACCAAGGUGGAGGCUAAAGACUUGGAUAAAGCUGGGGAGGGGGGUAUUUAUAAAAGGAGGGACGUAAGCCAAAAGGAGAUGUCAUCUUGCUCAGCAUUGUGAAAGGGAAGAGGUGCCUAGCAUGUGUGAUGUGACUGGGGUAAUGAAAACACUGUUUUUAGGAGGAAAGGAAGGAGUGUGAGUAGCUGUGGGGAUGUGGACAAUUAAUCAGCUGGACUCUUACUGGGGGAGCGAGAAAGUGAUUCUGUAACCAACAUUAGAAUUACUCUGGAUUUGUAAUCGAAAUGGUUCUAUGAUUUGUCUUUUGACUAUUCACCGAUAAUUGUAAAUUCUGGUUUUAUAAGCCCAAGUCAUUUUACAUUUGCUUUUCCAAAAUGUAUUAAAUUGGAAUUUUUUAAUCCUUUAUAUACAAAAAAUA
This is a messenger RNA of Tupaia belangeri chinensis (Chinese tree shrew), 4791 nucleotides long. It is a transcript of the gene DCAF5, whose product is annotated as DDB1 and CUL4 associated factor 5. Gene Ontology annotation, biological process: negative regulation of fatty acid biosynthetic process. Gene Ontology annotation, molecular function: protein binding. The coding region runs from base 1 to 2838 and encodes 945 amino acids. The transcript has 9 exons. The record is from RefSeq and is a predicted model, not a curated record. NCBI's taxonomy places the organism in Eukaryota, Metazoa, Chordata, Mammalia, Scandentia, Tupaiidae. Gene Ontology annotation, cellular component: cytoplasm; Cul4-RING E3 ubiquitin ligase complex.